Molecule: messenger RNA, 2040 nt
Organism: Seriola dumerili (greater amberjack)
Lineage: Eukaryota; Metazoa; Chordata; Actinopteri; Carangiformes; Carangidae
Gene: col9a1a
Product: collagen alpha-1(IX) chain-like
Exons: 31
Coding region: 1-2040 (679 amino acids)
Source: RefSeq, a predicted model, not a curated record
AUGGCUCUCUCCGGGAUCUGUCGGGACUCUUUGCUGGUGCUUUUACUGCAAAUCGUGCUGAUUUGCUCUGCUCAGAGGGGCCCAGUCGGUCCCAGAGGCCCCGUGGGGCCACCAGGAACCGCCGGCGUGCCCGGAGUGGAUGGCAUUGAUGGCGACAGAGGAGAAGACUCCACAGUGAACGGCGGACCAGGUCUUGAUGGCGAUAACGGCAAAGACGGAGUCCCUGGAGCUCCGGGCCUUCCAGGCGCAGAUGGACCUGUCGGACCUCCUGGGGAUCCAGGCCCGGUGGGUCUAAUGGGGUCAAAGGGGGAUCCUGGGGCACGUGGGCCAACUGGAGAGCCUGGUAUUCCUGGAACAGACGGGCUGCCAGGUGAACUGGGCAAAGUUGGAGCCCCUGGAGCGAGAGGCAGAAGGGGUCAAGUUGGUUCUCCUGGUCCUGCUGGGCCUCGGGGACCUCCUGCUGUGUAUCAAGGCGAGGACCUGUGUCCCAACGCCUGCCCCUCUGGUCUGACUGGAUAUUCUGGUCUCCCCGGCAUGAAAGGCCACAAAGGGGUAAAGGGUGAAUCAGGUGAGCCUGGAAGACAAGGGCACAAGGGAGCGGAGGGCGAACAAGGAGGGCCGGGAGAAGUCGGAGCUCAAGGACUACCAGGCCCAGGUGGAUCAAGAGGCCUCCCAGGAAUAAUGGGCUCCAAAGGGGACAGGGGAGCUCGAGGAAAGCCUGGUGAUGUGGGCCCUCGGGGAAUCCAAGGAGGCCCAGGUGAUCCAGGCCAAAGAGGAGCCAUAGGUGAGAACGGGCCACAGGGAGUGCUGGGGGAGCGAGGUCCAUCAGGAAUCAGAGGAGUCCCAGGACCAAAAGGAGAGCCUGGUCUACCUGGCCCAGAUGGUCGUGAGGGAAUACCUGGGCUGCCAGGAUCCAAGGGUCUUCCAGGGAAAAGUGGCGCUCCAGGUGAUGCUGGCCUUCAAGGACUUCCUGGUUUACCAGGCACUUACGGCCAAAAGGGACAAAGCGGUUUGAAGGGUGUCACAGGUGAUCCAGGAGUUGUAGGACUAAUGGGGUCUUCGGGGAAACAAGGGGAGCGUGGUGAGCAGGGAGAGGUGGGACCUGUCGGACCCAGAGGAGGACCGGGUGAACGAGGAGAACGAGGACCUGGCGGGCCUCCGGGAUCACCAGGAGCCAGGGGAAGCAAAGGUGAUCCGGGCCUUCCAGGACUUCCUGGCCCUGCUGGUUAUCGUGGCCAGAAAGGAGACAGGGGUGCAGUCGGUCUUGAUGGGUCUAAGGGAGAGCAGGGACCCCCAGGUGAUGAAGGAACACCAGGAGAUAGAGGAGAACUGGGUGACCAAGGAGAAGCAGGAGAGAAAGGAUCGACAGGCCCACCAGGAGAGACAGGAAACAAAGGACCUGAGGGUGGCCGAGGACAGCAAGGGAAAGAGGGCAAGGUGGGCCAACCGGGACCACGCGGCAUGCAGGGCGACAUGGGGGUACCAGGCCUCCCAGGAGCGCAGGGACCAGCGGGAAAAUCACCAACAGAUACGCACAUCAAACAAGUCUGCAUGAGGGUAAUGCAAGAGCAGCUGGCCCAGCUAGCAGCCAGCCUGAGCAGGCCUGAGUCAGGUAUCGCCGGGCUGCCCGGUCCCCCCGGCCCACCUGGACCUCCGGGCCCCUCCGGGGAGAACGGUUUCCCCGGACACACCGGAUCACGAGGACUACCUGGUCUGAAGGGUCCGCCUGGGUUAAUAGGUCGCAAAGGACUCAAAGGCGACCAGGGUGACAGAGGCGACAGAGGACCCACAGCGAGAGGACCCAAAGGAGAACCAGGUGCCCCCGGUCUCCCAGGUGACUCGGGCCGACCGGCUUACGGCAAAGACGGCCGUGAAGGACAGCGGGGACCUCGCGGUGUUCCCGGUAUCCCCGGCGUUCCCGGGCCUCCUGGUACCGCCGGUCUGAACGGUUACUGUGAGUCGUCGCAGUGCGUCCUACCGAUGGUGGCGUCACCGGUUUCAGCGAAGGACUCCAGCAUGAAGGGCCCCAGUGAGAUGUGA